Octopus bimaculoides (California two-spot octopus) is the source of this 2635-nucleotide messenger RNA. Its product is annotated as cAMP-dependent protein kinase regulatory subunit. Gene Ontology annotation, molecular function: protein kinase A catalytic subunit binding; cAMP binding; cAMP-dependent protein kinase inhibitor activity. Gene Ontology annotation, cellular component: cAMP-dependent protein kinase complex; cytosol. Gene Ontology annotation, biological process: negative regulation of cAMP-dependent protein kinase activity. The record is from RefSeq and is a predicted model, not a curated record. Lineage: Eukaryota; Metazoa; Mollusca; Cephalopoda; Octopoda; Octopodidae.
AUCCACAACUCUCUAACACAGACACACUAACUCUUCCCCCCUCUCUCUCUCUCUCUUACACAUUGACGUUCUCAUUUCUCUCUCUCUCACACACUCGCGCGCGCGCGCACACACAAUAUUCAGAAACUGAGCGAUUUCACGUGUUUCACUCACCAAAUCGGUUAUUGAAAGAACGCGAGGGUGAGAGUGAAUUGUUUGACUGAAGGUCCACGUGUGCUCAGUACAAUAUCUCUGUUCACUGUCCAUUGUGGUCAAGCAGAAAGUGACCUCUUUGAAGUUUAUUAGCUGACCAUGUUCAGCUGGACCCUGACGCUUGGUAGUUAAAGGCUGCCGUCGCCGCCACCACCACCACUGCUACUGCUAUUGUUGCUGCUGCUAGUGCAGAUGCUACUGUGAACAACAGCUACUACAGAGGCACUACUAUUACUACUAUUACAAGUAUUAUUGUAGUAAGAACUAACUAUAAAGAAAAAGACAGACGAAGAAGUAGAGAACACGGGACGUCAGUUGCUGGGAAGUGGAAGACUUCAUCCCCAUCGUGGCUGCUUCUAUUAUUCCAGAUUGGUUGGUCCUUAAUACCAAACACAAUAGGUUGAUUAAUUGUAAGGGAGCGGUGGUGUGGCAGUGUUAUAACAGCCCUAUCUACUGGCAGCGAUACUGCAACACACGGCUGACCCUUGCAGCGCUUGGGAAUGGGCAAUCAGCUGAAAAAAAUUCGGGAACUUGGAGGAGAUGCUGUUCGAAGAAGUGGUCUUACCAAGGGAGAUUCUACGGAUAAACAGGAUGAAGGGAAAGAGCAGGAUGGGGCUUCUUCUGCAAUGGUUCACCAAUCAUCAGUUGAUGUACCGUCAACUACAGAGGAAUUAACAGACGGUCGACAAUCUUAUACCAGUGCAGUGGAUGUUACCAUUGAGAAUAGUGGACAGGAUGUGGACAACACUGACCAGGAGCAGGCCAAAGUUAAGAGUAAAUCUUCUACUCCCCCCAGUGAUGACCGGGAUGAUGAAGUGUCACCCACUCCCCCUCACCACACUAUACCAAAGCGAACCAGGAGAGGGGGAGUCAGUGCUGAAGUAUACAAGGAAGAAGAUGCUGCUUUGUAUGUUAAGAAGGUAGUACCAAAAGAUUACAAGACAAUGGCAGCCCUUUCUAAAGCUAUUGCAAAAAAUGUAUUAUUCUCUCACCUUGAUGAUAAUGAACGAAGUGACAUAUUUGAUGCCAUGUUUCCUGUACAUAGACACGCUGGUGAGGUCAUCAUACAACAAGGUGAUGAUGGAGAUAACUUUUAUGUCAUCGACCAAGGUGAAGUUGAUGUUUAUGUAAACAAUGAACAUGUAACCACCAUUGGUGAAGGCGGAAGUUUUGGAGAACUGGCCCUUAUUUAUGGCAUACCUAGAGCAGCAACUGUUAAGGCUAAAAACGAUGUCAAGCUUUGGGGUAUUGACAGGGACAGUUACCGUCGUAUUCUUAUGGGCAGCACUAUAAGGAAAAGGAAAAUGUAUGAUGAGUUUCUUUGCAAAGUGUCCAUACUGGAUAAUUUGGAUAAAUGGGAGAGAUUAAGUAUUGCUGAUGCUUUAGAACCAGUCCAGUUUGAUGAUGGUCAGCAGAUUGUCCAACAAGGAGAACCAGGAGAGGAUUUCUUCAUUAUCACAGAAGGAACUGCUGCUGUUCUACAAAGACGUGCUGAUAAUGAAGAACCUAUUGAAGUCGGACGCCUGGGUCCAUCAGAUUAUUUUGGAGAGAUUGCUCUGCUACUUGAUCGACCUCGUGCUGCUACUGUGGUCGCCCGCGGACCUCUCAAGUGUGUCAAACUAGACCGAGCCAGGUUUGAGCGUGUGCUUGGCCCCUGUUCGGACAUCCUUAAACGAAACAUCUCCCAGUACAACAGCUUUGUCUCCCUGUCUGUGUAAAUAAAUAAACCUAUAGACACCUCCCCCUCUCCCUAGUUUUGGCUUCUGUCUGCCAGCAAAUAACGAUGUGAGCCACAAACGAAAUUGUGCUUCACUUUUAAUAACUCCCUUACUUCUCUCUCUCUCUCUCAUCCUCUUUUACUUUACAAUUGCUCUUGUCUCUCUUUCGUUCUUUCUCUCUUUCCUUCUUUCUUUUUUUCUUUCUUUCUAUCUGUCUAUCUAUGGAUUGGUGACUGUUUGUGUUUACAAACAUAACAACAAAAAAAAAGAAAGGACUCAAUACAUAGAAGCUUCAGUUUCUAAUAAAAUAUAUUUGUUUCUACCUACCUAGCUGUCUACCUACCUAGCUGUCUACCUACCUAGCUGUCUACCUACCUAGCUGUCUACCUACCUAGCUGUCUACCUACCUAGCUGUCUACCUACCUGUCUAUCUAUCUUCUUAUCUAUCAAUAUAUUUAAACAAGAAAGGUUGAUUUCAGCACUAAAAAAAAAAGCAAAACAACAAAAUGAAAUUUAAAAAAAAAAAAAGCAAGAACCAACCUUUUAAAUAUUUUCUCAGAUCUUCAAAGCCAUGGAAUUGUGGGGGUGGUUGUCAGGGACGGGUAGCUGUUUUCACCUUCUGCUCCCUACCUUCAUCAUUGCUCUAUCCUGCUAGAAAAGAAAGUAUUUACUCACCACCUCCACACGAGAGCUCAUUUGCCAAGGCAAAAAGGUCCAUAACACAA